ACAAGUAUUUUGAUACCGGCGCGAGUGGAAGCAGCACUGAUGAGUCGUAUCUUGUGCCGAGGAGUGCUGUCGCUUCGCGUGAUCUCUGCACCGAUGGCUCGAAACGCUAGCUACCUCAUUGAGGACCCUAAAUAUUCCUUCUUGAAGGAUUUGGGAUUGGAGAAGAAGAAUGUGGGUGUUUUCAAUGGGAAAUGGCAGGCUAAUGGACAGGUAAUCCAAUCCUUCAGCCCAGCCAACGGCAAGGUCAUAGCCGAAGUCCAGGCGGCCAGUCCAUCUGACUACGAGUCAUGUGCCGCGGCCGCACAGGAGGCUUGGCGAGAAUGGGCAGAACUCCCGGCGCCGACGAGAGGAGAGGUUGUUCGGCAGAUCGGAGACGCGCUGAGGGAGAAACUUCAGCCCUUGGGGCAGCUUGUGUCUCUUGAGAUGGGUAAAAUCCUCCCCGAGGCCAUUGGUGAAGUGGUGGAGUACAUCCACGUAUGCGACCUGGCUUUGGGCCUGUCCCGCUCUUUGCCCGGCACUAUCCUGCCUUCGGAGCGUCCUGGUCACGUGCUCAUUGAGAAGUGGAACCCACUGGGAGCUAUCGGCAUUAUUACCGCGUUCAACUUCCCGGUGGCUGUGUUUGGUUGGAACAGCGCUAUUGCCAUGGUUUGCGGCGACACAAGCGUAUGGAAGCCCUCAGACACGACCCCUUUGAUCGCGGUCGCUGUCACCAAAAUCGUUGAGAGCGUUCUCGUCAAGAACAAUAUCCCUGGCGCCGUGGCUUCCCUGUGCGUUGGCGGUAAAGAUGUGGGGCAACAGUUGGUUAAGGACCCGAGGAUGAAGCUGGUUUCAUUCACUGGCAGCACUGCUGUUGGACAACAGGUCGGAGUAGAAGUACAGAAGCGCUUCGGGCGCCACCUACUGGAGCUUGGCGGCAACAACGCCAUCAUCGUCAACGAGGACGCCAACCUCGACUUGCUUCUACAAGCAGCUCUGUUCGCCUGCGCCGGUACUGCGGGCCAGCGCUGUACUACGACCCGUAGGCUGCUGCUGCAUAAGAAGGUGUACAGCGAAGUCGUCUCCCGCCUCACCAAGGCCUUCGCCGGCGUAGUGAGCAAGAUCGGCGACCCGCUUCUGUCCGAGACCCUUAUUGGGCCUCUGCACACGCCCGCCGCCGUUGAGGCUUACAAGAAGACUGUUGCUGAAAUCGUUAAGGCCGGCGGCAAAAUCGAGUUCGGUGGAAAGGUGAUCGAGCGCGAAGGCUACUUCGUGGAGCCCACCAUCGUCACAGGCCUGCCCCACAACCACCCUCUCGUCCACACAGAGUGCUUCGCUCCGAUUGUCUACUGUCUGGAGAUCCCGGACUUAGCUACCGGCAUCAGUUACAACAACGAAGUGGAACAGGGACUUUCUUCGAGUCUAUUCACUGAGAGCUUGGCUGAUAUCUUCAAGUGGAUCGGCCCCACCGGGUCUGACUGCGGUAUCGUGAAUGUGAACAUUCCAACCAACGGCGCCGAGGUCGGCGGCGCCUUCGGCGGCGAGAAGGCCACCGGCGGCGGCCGCGAGUGCGGCUCAGACAGCUGGAAGAGCUACAUGCGACGCUCUACUGUCACUAUCAAUUACUCUGGCGCGAUCAAGCUGGCGCAGAAUAUUAAGUUUGGCGACGAGUAAAAGUCGACGAUAUUAUAUUUUUCAUUGAAAGUUUUGUUUAAGACUGAUCACUAUUUUAAUAAAGCCAUUUAUACGUU
Leguminivora glycinivorella is the source of this 1727-nucleotide messenger RNA. RefSeq names its product putative aldehyde dehydrogenase family 7 member A1 homolog (gene Aldh7A1). Gene Ontology annotation, molecular function: aldehyde dehydrogenase (NAD+) activity. NCBI's taxonomy places the organism in Eukaryota, Metazoa, Arthropoda, Insecta, Lepidoptera, Tortricidae. Bases 40 to 1650 code for a protein of 536 amino acids. The record is from RefSeq and is a predicted model, not a curated record. The transcript has 8 exons.